This is a messenger RNA of Schizophyllum commune H4-8, 1029 nucleotides long. RefSeq lists its product as uncharacterized. Lineage: Eukaryota; Fungi; Basidiomycota; Agaricomycetes; Agaricales; Schizophyllaceae. The record is from RefSeq and is a predicted model, not a curated record. Bases 1 to 1029 code for a protein of 342 amino acids. The transcript is spliced from 2 exons.
AUGUCUAAGCAGCCACUCGUCAAUGGUGAAACUGGCGUCGGAGUCACGCUGCCGGCCACGACAGGACUCUGCAUACUUCGACCCGUCUACCUCAACGGCGUCAACGAGAACAGUUUCCACAUUCUGCCCUCAGAUUUCCUGUGCACCGACUGGCCCCGAAUCCGUGGCAAAGCCCUCACAUACGAACAGUACAGCACAUACGGAACAGAGUGGUUUUCGCGCUCCUGCCUCUUCUUUCCUGCGGAGACGAAACCAUCUGACCCGGCCGUCCCACCUCGUCGGUUUGCCCUCAAGGUCGCGUUCCACGUCGCAGAGGGCGCGCCUUGCCACCAAUACCUGCGCAACUUCUGUAUAGAGGCGCGAUUCUAUGCUAGGCGUCUGAAGCAUCUGCAAGGGAAGGCCGUGCCGAAGCACUACGGGGUUUGGACGUGCGCGACCCCUUGGGGCGGAACGAUGGGUUGUGCGAUCUUGGAGUGGGGCGGCGUACCGUUCAAGGAAGAGUUUAUUGGGCCAGGCGAGCAAGGAGAGAAGCAACGGUGGGUUAUGGAAGCCCUCAUUGCUCGCAUCACGCUUAUAAGUCUGCAUAGUCUGGACAUCAUGCAAGCGAUGAAGGCCAUACACGACGUCGGCUACGAACACACCGACCUCGUUGAACCCGACUUCCGCCAUCUCCUGUACGACACCGAGCGCCAGCGACCCUACAUCAUCGACUUCUCGCGAGGAGAAAAACAUAAGUGCCAUCCGAGGAUGGCGAUCAAAGCGUACAAGACUCCUCCCGAUCCAUAUGUCUUCGGGUGCAUGGAGCUGCGGGAUUUGGGUGUGGCCAUUGGGCUGUUUGGUCUGGGCCCUUUGUUCGGCCCCGAUGCGUGCCCUGAAGUGCAGGAAGCGAACGAAAGGUUCUUCGAACAGGAAGAGCUCAAGAAGCGCCUUACCGAGGGAAUCAGAAAGCGCGCGAAAGAAAACGAGGCAAGACAUGCACGACUUCAGGCCCGCAAUAAACAGAAGAUGGCGCAAGCUUUCUCACCUUGA